CCAAUGCCUCUUCCUGCGCCACUUUGCCUGCGUGCUGGAUGGAAGAGCUACAGUCAAGAGCCGCAGCUCGGGGCCGGAGUACAACAUUGCACGGGGAGCCCUGCGGAAGCAACACCUGUCUCCAGGCCGGCCAGCCAGAAGACACCAGCAGCGCCCGGACCUUGCUGCCUUUCUUGUGCCAAGGGGUGGAUGACCAGCCGGGCUGAAGCCAGGGGCAUCCGCCAAGCCUCCUCAGAACCCUGGAUAAUAGAUUUGGACGUCAAAAGUUUUUUUUUUUAAAUUAUAAACGUCCUUUUUUCUUUUGGGGGGAUUUGUCUCAGCCAGCAAAUGUGAGAUUUUCCCUUCUUUUUUUUUUCACCUCUGUGUAUGUGUGUCUUUCCUCCCGCUCCCUCCUUUGCAGGAUUCAUGCUGAUGUAUGCAGUCUGUUAUAGAGUAAAAACAGCGCAUGCCUUUCUGGAGUCAGAAUCCAUAAAAAAUCCUGGCGUUGCCUGUGCGUCUUAGAUGUAUAUAACAAUAUAUUAUAUGUACCCAACACCCUCGGUAACGGCUAGACGGUGAAGUUGCUAUGGUCGUUCUGCUCCGGAGCCGGAUGGAGAAACUACGGAUUUUUAUCCUCAUUACAGUCGGAUGGGCAGAAGAUCUCACCGCUUGCUGAGACCCGGGGAAUAUAGAUGAUCUCUCCCUUGAUAUACCUCUAGACAUCUCUCUUGUGCUUAUAAAGAUGCCCAUGUGCGAGUCCAACCUGGUGGCCUCUUAAGACUAGCAGCAGUUUGACCUUGAACCUGAAGCUGUCAAAACAGAUUACUUUUGUUGUUAUCAUUAUUAUUGGUGGAUUAAUGCGAGAAUAUCCCCCCCUCUCGAUGUAAGUGGAACUGGGAGGGGACAGUGGAGUGGAAACCCAUUUUUAAAAGGAGCCAGAGAGGAGGGGGAAAAAAGAAUAUUGGGCUUGAACACCAGCAUUACAGUCUUGCUGCAAAAAAAAAAAAAAGCGCCAACCUUCCCCCUCCCUCCCUCCCCCUCUCUCUCCUGAUGGCUCCCUUAGGUGAAGUUGGGAACUAUUUUGGUGUGCAAGAUGCGGUACCCUUUGGGAAUGUGCCUGUGUUGCCUGUGGACAGUCCGGUGUUGUUAAGCGACCACCUGGGGCAGUCUGAAGCAGGUGGGCUCCCCAGGGGGCCUGCUGUGACGGACCUGGAUCAUUUAAAAGGGAUCCUGAGGAGGAGGCAACUCUACUGCAGGACUGGAUUUCAUUUAGAAAUUUUCCCCAAUGGUACGAUCCAAGGAACCAGGCAAGACCACAGCAGAUUUGGUAUCCUGGAAUUUAUCAGUAUAGCAGUGGGCCUGGUCAGCAUCCGAGGGGUAGACAGUGGACUUUAUCUGGGAAUGAAUGAGAAAGGUGAACUGUAUGGCUCGGAAAAGUUAUCCCAGGAGUGUGUGUUCAGAGAACAAUUUGAAGAGAACUGGUAUAACACAUAUUCAUCGAACCUAUAUAAACACGUGGACACUGGAAGGCGAUAUUAUGUUGCAUUAAAUAAAGACGGGACUCCGCGAGAAGGGACUAGGACUAAACGUCAUCAAAAGUUCACACAUUUUUUACCUAGACCAGUGGACCCUGAGAAAGUCCCCGAACUAUAUAAGGAUAUUUUAAGCCAAAGUUGACAAAGACGUUUCCUUCACUUGAGCCCUUAAAAAAAAAAAAAGUAACCACUAUAAAGGUUUCAUGCGGUGGGUUCUUAAUUGAUUAGCUGUGUCAUCACAUCAGCUCCACUGUUGCCAAACUUUGUCGCAUGCAUAAUAUAUGAUGGAGGCUUGGAUGGAAAAAAAUGCUGAUUUUGCUCUGCACUUAAAAGGGUUUGUCUUUCUGGAAGAGAGCCCGUGCCCACUUGCUUGAUUUUAUUGCGAGAGGAGGAAGGAAGAGGGUGAGAAUGUGUGAGAGUGAGCAAGAGGAUGAAAGGGAGCUGAAGCAGGAAGGAAGGGGGGGAAAAGGCCUGAUGCAUGCUGGGAAAUAGAGAUGCUUUUAAAUUUUUUGAUCUGUUGUACUUCAUCCUAUUAUCAGCGUAGCUGCCAUAACUUUGUCUCAUCAGGAAUUUUGGCUGGUGGCCUGCUCAAAUGUAUGCUGUUUUUUUUUUAAGAAAAAGAAAUAGGCAUGGAGGAGAGUACGGUGUGACGUACAAUGACGACAACAACAAGAAAAGAGAGGCUUGAGGGGGGGGGGGUUCGGUUCGACUGCUCGAAUGGGGAGUCGCCCCUCGCUGAGUUUAAAGCAAGGACCUCUUAGCAAAAUAAGAAAAGAUUUAAAAAAAAAUAAAAAUAAAAAAUAAAUAAAGGUUAAAAUUUAUUUAUAGAAAUUCCAAAGGCAACAUUUUAUUUAUUUUAUAUAUUUAUUUAUUAUAUAGAGUUUAUUUUUAAUGAAAUACGUGUACAGGCCAGAUAGGCAGUUUGGAAGCUUUAGGCUCUGUGAUGCAUUUCAACGGCGAGGGCCGCGAUGAACCUGUGACAAUGGGGGGAAAAUCUCAUACAAGUCAAGCAUAAAUGGUGCAUGGAGACAGAGGAAAAAAAAUCUAAUGUACUAAAGGCGACAAUCUCUUUUGUGCCCAUAUUAUUGUAAAAGUAUGCACACCGAUCACGACGAGUUCUCACUCUUCUUCUGACUGCUUGUUUCCUAGCUUAAAGUUCCCCACUCUUCCUUCCCUCCCUCCCCUCCCCCGAGGAUUAAAGAUAAAACUGGGUCUUCAAAACUUUAAUUCUGUGUCUGUAAUAUUUCCUCUGCGAUAAGUGACUUAUUUCCAUCUUGUAAGCUUCACGGUUCCAUCUUGUAAGCUUCACGGAGAUGGACUCUGGUCUGAUCCAGCAGGCUAGUUCUUCUUAUGUUGUGGAAGAAGAGAAAAAAAAAAACCCCACAAGAAAACAGGGGUUGGUAUAUAGUCUACUUGUUAAAACCUAGUGCAGAUUAUACCAAAGCUACAUGAUAAAUAUGCUCUUUUUAUUUACGCAGAAUGCCAGGAACAUCCUAAUAUUGACAUUUUGUACUAAUUAAGGUUCUCACAACUAGAACAAGAGGGCCAGGUUCGCUCUUGUAAACUUGUUUAAUUGUGCACUUGACUAUCUACUCUGACAUUAUACAAGUUCCAUAGGGGUUAUUAUUGUACCACCUUUUUAUGGAAAGAAUUGCUUUCAGUGUGAACUGUCAUAAUACAUAUUAGCACCCUUCUUAAAGUAAGACUCUUGCAAAAUGAAACUAAUAAAUCUCUGUUGAGAAUUUCAA
Sphaerodactylus townsendi is the source of this 3262-nucleotide messenger RNA. RefSeq names its product fibroblast growth factor 9 (gene FGF9). NCBI's taxonomy places the organism in Eukaryota, Metazoa, Chordata, Lepidosauria, Squamata, Sphaerodactylidae. Gene Ontology annotation, biological process: cell differentiation; regulation of cell migration; positive regulation of epithelial cell proliferation. Bases 1030 to 1656 code for a protein of 208 amino acids. Gene Ontology annotation, cellular component: cytoplasm. The record is from RefSeq and is a predicted model, not a curated record. The transcript is spliced from 3 exons. Gene Ontology annotation, molecular function: growth factor activity; fibroblast growth factor receptor binding.